Messenger RNA from Penicillium maclennaniae, 1332 nucleotides. RefSeq names its product heme-dependent oxidative N-demethylase family protein. The record is from RefSeq and is a predicted model, not a curated record. The coding region runs from base 1 to 1332 and encodes 443 amino acids. NCBI's taxonomy places the organism in Eukaryota, Fungi, Ascomycota, Eurotiomycetes, Eurotiales, Aspergillaceae. The transcript has 4 exons.
AUGCCCGGCAAAUCCCUCUUCAACAUAAUGUAUUCCCGCGGCCGCAAAGACUCAACAGCAAAGACCCCACCGCGAUCCUUCUCACCAGAGAAAAAGGAACCCAAAAGCGCCAUCUCACCCCCAACUUACAGCCAUGUCCUACCACCGUCACGUAGGGAUUCGAUGCUCGAGUUGGAAGAAGCUGCUACACCCCAGUGCGAGGUGAACGAGUCCGACAUGCUAAAGAACAUGCUACCGAUGACUGCGAACUACCUGACCAGUUCUGGAAAGCUGUACACACCGACUGGAUUCUCGGUAGAUGACAUCAAGAACCUGGACCAUGAUAUCAACAAGGCUAUACCUCGACCUUAUCGACCUUUUCGCUGGGCGUAUCAUCAGACCAUGUCCUUGACGAGGAUGGAGACCGACUGGUGGAUCGAGCUUGAAAGCACGUACAAGACUCGCAUUGCUCAGAGGAAAGAGCUAUACGCCAAGAAUGGCAAAGCCGUCCUCGAUGCAAUGCCCGGAUCCGAGCUGGCAUGUAAAGAGCUCAUGGAGAUGGUCUUGCAAUUUAUCUGCGCUCGAUAUCCACAACACUUCACCUUGGUGGACAAACGCAUAUUGAAAAACCAUAUCCUCGGCACGGAACAUGAUGUCAAAGCCAAGCCUCCGUUAGAGAUUCUCCUUGAAAACGUCCCUGAAGAUUUUGCGAUUAUGCUGCGCGAUGAUGAGACGGGUUUCUAUUUCCUUCGUGCGGCGGUGAUCUGCUCUGCUCUUGGGUGGAAUGUUGCUUCGAAGGUUGGGAAACGACUCGAUCAGAUUCACGAUCCAAUCCCAGAUUACAAGGAGAAGAUGCAGUUUUCGAUGGAUCGAUUCUUCACGAAGAUGCCGACUGAGAAGCCUAUUCAGCGUGGAUCUUGGGGUCUUGAAGUGGGUGAGCCGCUAUACAUGCCUCCAGGCCACCCUCAUGAAGCACAGCGACUUUCUCAAGAUCCUAAGCUCGGUAUCGAGGACUGCUCAUUGCGUGUGGACUGGCAGACCCUUCGUCGCCUACCUCUUUCAGGAUCUAUCAUCUUCAACUUCAAGGCGAUUUUCACCCCGGUCACCGAAUUCCGGGACGAGCCUGGUGUUCCUGCACUGCUUUCGAAGCUCUUCAAGGAAGGUAAGCAAAACUUGAUGCAGUACAAGGGAACAUGGCAUGUUGAGCAUGUUGUUCUUCCGAAGAUGGAGGAGUGGGCGAAAGAGCAAGAAGAGAACCUUGUAGUUCCUAUGAAAUGGAAGGUAGCUACUCUGGACGAAAGUCCAUGGUUUAGAGGCUGGGAGGAGAAGUGGCAUCGCCAACAGGGGUUCUAG